AUGAUGAUGCUGUUGGAGAGGAAGGCGACGACGACAACGCGUGAUGAUGAUGAUGAUAUCAAAAACGCAGCAGCAGCAGAAGAAGUUUCCCGGGAAAAUUUUCAAAAUCACGAAGGAGAAGACGAAAAGAACACCACCACGCAGGAGAAGAAGUUAAAGAAGAAGAAGAAGAAGAAGCGCGAUGUUGAUGGGACGACGACGAUGCGAGAUGCAGAACAGGGAGACGAUGAUCAAUUCGUUCGCGGGGCGGAGGAGGAAAGAGUCGCCGCGAAGAGAAAGAGAAAGGAAGAAGGAGAAGUGGUGAUGAAAGGGUUGAGGGAAGGCUUCGGUGUGAAUACCACAGUCGCAACCGCCGAGACGACGACGACUCAGACGACGACGACGACGCGGGAACAAAGAGUAGAAGAAGAAAAAGAAGAAGAAGAAGAAGAAGAAGACGAACGGCAACCGAGAGAUCCUAUGACGAUUGAUUGCGUAGAUAUUGAACAUACUAGAGCAGAAGACGCACCACUCUCGUCGUCGUCGUCACCGCCGCCGUUAUUAUUGUUAGCAUCAUCGAAGAAAACGACUUCGGCAACGGUGAAACAACCGCGCGAGCGGUGGACGGACGCCGAGCACGCGCUGUUCACGGAUGGUUUGAAAAUGUACGGCCGAGCGUGGAAAAAGCUAGAAGAACGCGUGAGAACGAAAACAGUGGUGCAAAUUCGAUCGCACGCGCAAAAGUUUUUCGAUAAGUUGCAAAGAGGUGAAGGGAUGGAAGAGGAAUCGAAAGAGGAGAAGAAGGCGUUGUUGAAAGCGUGGGCGAGAAAGGUUGUCGGUGGAGGUGCUGGUGAGACCUCAGAUACUAAUACUGCUGGAGAUGUUCCUGCGUCUACUCCUACAACAAAGGCAACGAAGAAGAAAAGCGGUGCUCUUACCGCGGAAGAAGCACCGCCAUUAUCUCAAGUUGAAACUGCCGCGACGCGAAUGGAGGCGCCAACGAAAAGAGACGAGUUAAAUGAAAGCAUUCAAAAGGAUGUGAAAGAUCCGAUGACGACGCCGACACCGACAACGGAGAAAUUUGCAGCGGAGGUUGUUGACUACAAUAUCGACGGGAAUACUACGAGCAAUAGCAAUAAAAAGACGCGUCAAUCGAAGUCGCUCUCGUUGUUGUGCGAAAGGUUUCUCAGCUUGUACAGCUCUGGGUACGAGAAUUUGAUUUCGUUAGACGAAGUGUGCUCGACAUUAGGCGUCGAAAGACGUAGAAUUUACGACAUCGUAAACGUUUUAGAAGCUGUUGAAGUCGUAGUUAAAAAAGGCAAAAACCAAUACGCGUGGUUUGGCGUUUCCAGGCUCCCUAGCGCCAUUGAGAAGAUUGAAAAGUUUGGCGCUGAAUCUUUCGACAUCAAGUUACCGGAGAAGCUCUCGUUGCAAGUGUUUGAAAACUCACUUCCGUUUCAAUCGGGCGGUAAAGAUGCAAUUAAUGGUGUCAAGUCCGUAGCAAACGGUGAAGAAGAUCCUACUCUUCCUGCGAACAAAGCUAAAGCUACCGCCGCUGGAAAGAAGGAAACGUCCGAGAGAAGAGAGAAAUCGCUCAGUUUGAUGACGCAAAAGUUCAUUACGCUGUUCAUGGAAGCGGAAGAUGGCGUCUUGGGACUGGAGGACGCCGCCGCCGCGAUGUUGAUGAGUGAAGGCAGCACUGGUCCAAAAGCGACGAAAGACUUCAACGAUAACGAGUUGAAGAAGAAAAUCCGAAGAUUAUAUGACAUAGCGAAUAUCUUAUCGAGUUUGCGCUUACUAUCAAAGAUUCAUCUCAUGGACAGCAGAAAGCCAGCUUUCAGAUGGAUGCGCGCUGAGGAUACGAUAAGAAAACUGAUCGCGACUGGAAAGGAACACGAGUGGUUCGGCACUACUCCAAAGUCUCCAGAUGCGAGAGGUCAACUCGUGGUGAGUCCCGUGAAGGAAGGAGUGAGUGACGACGCUGCGAUAGGUGCGCUCACCACGGAUACCGUGCCGCGAUUACUCCCAUCGGCUAUAACGGCUUUAGGAAGAAAGGACCGACACGUCUUCGCCGCCCUGCAAACCAUGGAAAAACUCCUUCAAGCGCAAGCGGAAGAUUUGUCCGCGAAGAGUGCGGCUCAAUCCACGGUACCAGAUGGACAAAAGAAGAUACCGGAGAUGUUUCUAACAACAGCAAAUUUGUUCGGGGCUGGGGAGAGUUUUCAAUCGAAAACUGGCGAUGGUAUUUUCAAUCAAUACAUCAACAACUUUACGCAGAAUAUGCGAAAGUAA
This is a messenger RNA of Bathycoccus prasinos, 2271 nucleotides long. RefSeq lists its product with no specific name. Gene Ontology annotation, biological process: regulation of transcription by RNA polymerase II. Bases 1 to 2271 code for a protein of 756 amino acids. Gene Ontology annotation, molecular function: RNA polymerase II cis-regulatory region sequence-specific DNA binding; DNA-binding transcription factor activity, RNA polymerase II-specific. Lineage: Eukaryota; Viridiplantae; Chlorophyta; Mamiellophyceae; Mamiellales; Bathycoccaceae. The record is from RefSeq and is a predicted model, not a curated record. Gene Ontology annotation, cellular component: RNA polymerase II transcription regulator complex. The transcript has a single exon.